AUGGAGAUAACGUUGAUGAUACUCUUACCUUUCUUUAAAUUCAACUACUUGCUUCUUUCCCUUGAAAUGCGGCACGAUUCAUCUUCAUGUUCAAAUGCAGUCAGAGGAGUUCAUCACACUGCGAAUGGGAAUACGUCUCAUCCAGGUAACACUUCUUCUCCCAAAAUAGAUUUGAAGUUCAUUAAGCCGCGAAAUGGGGGUGAAAACGGUAGAGUUAAGGUGCAGCCACCUCAAGGAGUGGCAGCAGCUGGGUCAGGGGAAUGGGAAAAUGCUUUAGUUGGGUAUUUUCUUGGCCACAAACUUCCCUACCUCACGGUAAAUACCAUAGCCCAACAUAUAUGGGGAAAGUCGGGUCUAGAGGAGGUCCUCUCAUCUGAAAUGGAUUUUUUCUGUUCAAAUUCAAAGAUCAUGACAAUAUGUGCUCUAUGA
This is a messenger RNA of Ilex paraguariensis (yerba mate), 429 nucleotides long. The record is from the annotation of a GenBank genome assembly. Lineage: Eukaryota; Viridiplantae; Streptophyta; Magnoliopsida; Aquifoliales; Aquifoliaceae.